Messenger RNA from Aspergillus fijiensis CBS 313.89, 2209 nucleotides. RefSeq lists its product as uncharacterized. The coding region runs from base 136 to 1980 and encodes 614 amino acids. The transcript has 3 exons. Lineage: Eukaryota; Fungi; Ascomycota; Eurotiomycetes; Eurotiales; Aspergillaceae. The record is from RefSeq and is a predicted model, not a curated record. Gene Ontology annotation, molecular function: copper ion binding; oxidoreductase activity.
GAAAGUACAACGACAAACCCAUACGACAACCCGGCCCCAGCUCACGGGCCGAAUUUCACCAUCGACCCAGCUUCCCGACUUGAACAUUUCCCUUUUUGUUAAGGUCAAUCGGAUAGAUUCUGUCUUUCAUCAGUCAUGAAGCUCACUUACUCCGGGCUGGCUCUGGCGGCCCUCACUGGCCUCAUUGAACUGGCCUCCUGCAAAACGGUGAAGUUCAAUGUCGAUCUAACAUGGGAGGACGGUAAGGUAGCUGGCAAUACGCGCAAAGCCAUCUGGACCAACGGCCAACUUCCUGGUCCAACGUUGCGAGUCAAGCAAGGUGAUGAUGUGGAAUUCCUCGUCAAUAACUCCAUGCCAUUCGAAACUGCCAUUCACUUCCACGGCAUCGUACAACAAGGUACCCCGUGGUCCGAUGGUGUUCCUGGAAUCUCGCAAGCCCCCAUCCAACCAGGCGACGCUUUUCUAUACAAGUGGAAGGCAGAUGCAUAUGGAACAUAUAUAUACCAUUCACACAUGAGAGCCCAGCUCGAUGAUGGUCUUUAUGGUGCUAUCUACGUGGAGCCUGCGGACUCAGUGGAAAGACCGUUCAGCCUGAUGACCAGUGAUCAGACGGAGCUGCAGGCAUUGUUAGACGCUGAAAAGAAAACACAGCCGGUUAUUAUCUCUGACUGGCGUCUAUUCACUUCCGAAGAGAUUCUUCAGAUUCAAGAAGACUCUGGCUUCUCAAGCUACUGUGCCAGUUCCAUUUUAGUUAAUGGAAAGGGUUCUGUCAUUUGUCCCGGUCAGGAUCAAAUUGACUCUCUUACUCGAGCGGGCGAAAGCCAGGCAUUGGGAGAUGUGAAAAUGAGUGAUAUGGGGUGUAUGCCACCUACUGCGUCACGAUAUGCACGAUACGACUUUGAUCUCACCAAAAUUCCCAAGGGCUACUUCGAGGGCUGCGUGCCGGCUCAGGGUCCGAACCAGGUGUUCAAUGUCGAUGCAUCCAAGAAAUAUGUCAGUUAUGAUGUAUUGAGUAUGGCUGGCAGUGCCUCGCUAGUGUUCUCCAUUGACAACCAUCCGAUGAUUGUCUAUGCGGUUGAUGGACGCUAUGUGGAACCAUCCACCACCUACGCGAUCAAUAUCCCCGCUGGCUCAAGAUAUUCGGUGAUGUUGAAAUUGGAUCAGCCCGCUGGAUCAUACACAGUCCGUGCGGCCAACAAGUAUGCCAACCAGAUCAUUAAUGGCACAGCGACUUUGACCUACACCAACCAAGGGUCUAGCAGCCCCAGCCUAACCAGUCCGCAGAGAACCGUGCCGACCAGCAACAGCAGGCCUGGUUCGACUACCUCGUCGGGGCAAUACAUUAAUGAGCUUGGUACUGUUCUAGAUCGCAGUAAAAGCAUCCUCGAUGACAACACCCUCGUUCCAUUCCCCCGCGAGCCGCCUGCGGCAUAUGCCAAUAAGACAUUCAUUCUCGACAUUGCUCAAUUGUCGACCUCGUAUGGCUGGAGGCUAGGAAAUGAGUCCUAUCCGAUGGAUCUCGAGGAUGUUCAAUUCCCAGCACUGUUCGAUCCCACCUCGAUCCCCACCCAGAACAUGAUCGCAACCUUGAAUGAUACCUGGGUGGAUCUUAUCCUCAAUGUCACCACUGCCGGUCAGCCUCAACAUCCGAUCCACAAGCACUCGAACAAGUUUUACGUGAUCGGACAGGGCAAUUCGGCCUGGACCUACUCCUCUGUCGAGGAGGCGAUGAAGAAGAUCCCAACCAGCUUCAACCUGCAAACCCCUCAGAUGCGUGACACCUUCCAGACCCCACCAUCCCUGGGUGCUCCCAGCUGGAUGGCACUCCGAUACCACGUCACCAACCCCGGUCCUUUCUUCAUGCACUGCCACAUCCAGAUGCACCACAGCGGUGGACUGGCAAUGGCCAUCAUGGAUGGAAUCGACGCGUGGCCGGAAGUGCCUGUGGACUAUGAGCUUGCGGUCAUGCCCAAGCAUUAGACUUGUCUUUCUCUGUGAAUCUUGAACAACAUGUUGUACUAAUCUUGUGAGACCACUUUCUUUGACUAUCCAUGGUGCAUACAUUGGUCCCGGGGUGUCGGCGUUUAGAGGUUUACUUUCACAUUGCUGUUGUCUGUCAUUAUCUUUUACAAGUUCUGUUAACUUGAAGCCCGCUGUAUAUAGAGGUCUGCUUUUCCGUUGUAUAGUGCUGCGAAAUCAGUGCAAUAUU